Molecule: messenger RNA, 1530 nt
Organism: Lactuca virosa
Lineage: Eukaryota; Viridiplantae; Streptophyta; Magnoliopsida; Asterales; Asteraceae
Source: the annotation of a GenBank genome assembly
AUUACUGGGACAAAAUUCACAUCUUUGUAACUUUGUGAACUGAAGGAUGGUGAUUCAUUCAACAUCAUCAUAAAGCAAGAAGAUUCAAUCCACCUUCUUAAUUUCGCAGUCAGAUCUUACCACCCGCGCCAACUUUCCCAUCAAUCUCUGGUGUAUUACUGAAGCAAUUAAUGGAAUAAGUGAGUAAUGGCUGCAGCUGAAGCAAGAGCAGCAUGGCAGCGAACUGCAAACCGUUGUUUUGUCCAAGAAGAUGCAAAAAGAGCUCCCAAAUUAGCAUGCGUCCCUCCAGCAGCAUCCUCGUCUUCAUUGUUUAAACAAGCCGACACUACUAGACCUACUACAAAUGGGAAUGGGAAUGGGAAUGGGGUGGACGAUUUAGCCCCUCCCACUGCCAACUCCAUGUACUCAAAUCUCUCUUCAGACUCAAGGUGGUGGCUUCAUUUGCAGCCUAACCCUAGUAACUAUAUGUACCAAAAGGAACAGGUCAGCAGCAGCACAUUGGAAUUUGUCGACAUUAUGGAUUCUCAAUCAAGUGUGAAGGGUUGUAGUUGUAAUUUAGGGGAAGAGUCUUAUGAGUUUGUGGAGAUGGAUUCUGGUUCUAAACAAGUGGAUGAGUUCAGUUUGGGGUCUGAAUUCCCUCACUGGAUGGAAAGGGAGAAUGAGGAGCUGCCAUUGCCAUGGUGGCACAAAGAUGACCUGGCAUCCUUUGUGGCACAGAGAUCACAAGAUUUCAUGGAGAAUUGUGAUCUUCCUCAGCCUCAAAGUCAAAACACAAGUUUCACCUGUUUUGGACUUUCAAAGCCACAAAAUUCAGCAAGCGUCCAUGGUAUUGCUGUCAGCCCUUUAAGUACUACUACUACAGUAGUGGUUGAUGAAGGAGGUGAGAUGGAUCCAAGCAAGCGUAAGCUGUUAGAAGCACUCUGUCAUUCUCAAACACGAGCAAGGGAAGCAGAAAAAGCAGCAAAACAGGCUUACGAGGAGAAACAACAUGUUGUGAAGCUCAUAUUCAAACAAGCUUCUCAGUUAUUCGCAUAUAAGCAAUGGCUCUAUCUUCUACAACUUGAGAAUCUUUAUAACCAAAUCAAAGCAAACAAGAUCCCAUCAGAUUCUCCAUGGAACGUGCCUCCUCGAAAGAAACCUGCCAAGAGGAAAACACCCAAACCAGGUUACAAAGAUGAUGAUGAUGAUGAUGAUAUAAUCGGUAAGUAUGCUGUGGCUUUUGCUGUUGGAUUAGGGCUUGUUGGUGCAGGUUUGCUUCUUGGGUGGACUGUUGGUUGGAUGUUUAUCAUUUAGUAUGUUUCAAGCAAUUGUAAGACCUAGUGUACAAAACUUGUUUUCUUCCAAUUCUUAGCUACCAGACUGCAGUAUAUAAAUAUAGUUUUUGUAACGAGUUUGCAGUUAAACUCUUGUGUUCAUCAUGUGUCACAAUCUCAUAUAUGGAUAAUCGUAUUAGUAACUUCCAAUCAAUUAGUCUCUAUUUGCCAAGUCAUGUACAUAUAUAAAGAUCUCCCCAUCUUCUCAUGUAGCCAU